Molecule: messenger RNA, 1568 nt
Organism: Lathyrus oleraceus (garden pea)
Lineage: Eukaryota; Viridiplantae; Streptophyta; Magnoliopsida; Fabales; Fabaceae
Product: lysine histidine transporter 2
Exons: 7
Coding region: 45-1382 (445 amino acids)
Source: RefSeq, a predicted model, not a curated record
UUUGUCUGUACAAUCUUACUUUAAGGUGAUCAACAAGAAUAGAUAUGGGUAUAGAUAAUGAAAAAUGGCAGCAUGAAGAAAAUUGUAAUGUUGACCUCAAACAAAAGGCUAUUGAUGAUUGGCUUCCUGUAACUGCUUCUAGAAAGGCCAAAUGGUGGUAUUCAGCUUUUCAUAAUCUAACAGCCAUGGUUGGUGCUGGUGUUCUAAGUCUUCCAUAUGCUAUGUCUAAUAUGGGCUGGGGACCUGGAGUUACCAUUCUUAUUCUAUCAUGGGUGAUUACAUUGUAUACUCUAUGGCAAAUGGUUGAGAUGCAUGAAAUGAUACCUGGAAAAAGACUUGAUAGGUAUCAUGAAUUGGGACAAGAAGCCUUUGGAGAGAAAUUGGGCCUUUGGAUUGUGGUUCCACAGCAAGUUAUUGUUGAAGCUGGCACAUGUAUUGUGUAUAUGGUCACUGGUGGUAAAUCAUUGAAGAAAAUUCAUGACACUCUUUGUCCUGAUUGUAGAGAUAUCAAAACAUCGUAUUGGAUUAUUAUUUUUGCUUCUGUCAACUUUGUUAUUGCUCAAUGCCCUAACUUCAACUCCCUUUCUAUUAUAUCUAUGAGUGCAGCAGCUAUGUCUUUGACAUACUCAACCAUAGCAUGGGCUGCUUCGGUUAAAAAUGGGGUUGUGCCAAAUGUGGACUAUGGACCUAGAUCAACUGCCACCGUUGAUAAGGUAUUCAACUUCCUUUCUGCAUUGGGAGAUGUAGCAUUUGCUUAUGCAGGUCACAAUGUGGUUCUAGAAAUCCAAGCAACUAUGCCAUCAACCCGUGAAGUACCUUCCAAGAAACCCAUGUGGAAAGGAGUUAUUUGGGCAUAUCUAGGAGUUGCAUUCUGCUACUUCCCAGUUGCAAUCAUUGGAUACUAUAUGUUUGGUAACUCUGUUGACGAUAACAUCCUUAUCACACUAGAAAAACCUGCUUGGCUCAUUGCUGCUGCUAACUUGUUCGUUGUUGUCCAUGUUAUUGGAGGCUAUCAGGUAUUUGCAAUGCCGGUGUUUGACAUGAUUGAAACUCUCAUGGUUAAGAAAUUGCAUUUUCCACCUUCUUUUGCACUCCGAUUUUCAGUUCGCACUAUAUAUGUUGCAUUGACCAUGUUCAUUGGCAUAUGCAUCCCUUUCUUCGGUUCACUUCUUGGAUUUCUAGGAGGGUUCGCAUUUGCCCCAACAACUUACUUUUUGCCUUGUAUCAUCUGGCUUAAACUCAAGAAACCCAAGAAAUAUGGCUUGUCUUGGACAAUCAAUGUGACAUGCAUUGUCAUUGGAGUCUUAUUAAUGAUACUAUCCUCAAUUGGUGCUAUGAGGAAUAUCAUCGUACAAUCCGGGCACUACAAGUUCUUCUCAUAAAUUAUGAGAACAAAACAUCAACUUCUCUCACUGAAACUAAGUACAAGUGGAUAAUGCAUUCAGAAGAUGGUGUUGUACAGUACAAAGCUAUCGCAUAUAUGUGUUAUAAUAAUGCGAUAGAAAUUUAUAUGGUUUUAAAAUUAUUAUUAUCAUACCGACGCUAGUUUCAUAGUGUGGGUGAGAUUC